AUGGUUGAUGAUAUGGUUAAUUCGUUUAAAAGGUCUGCACUUGGUAUCGGUGAAUUUUUUACACCUGUUUUAAAACAAUCAAAAUUUCGUGAAACAGGUGUUAUUACACCAUUAGAAUUUGUAGCAGCUGGCGAUUUUCUUGUUCAUCAUUGUCCAACAUGGCAAUGGUCAUCGGGAGAAGAAUCAAAAAUAAAGAAUUAUUUACCACGAGAUAAACAAUUUUUAAUAACAAAAAAUGUUCCAUGUUAUAAACGUUGUAAACACAUGGAACAUCGUGAUAAUUUAGAGAAAAUAGUUGAUGAACAAAAUGGAGACGGUGGAUGGGUUGACACACAUCACUAUGCUGAUAGCACACAAACAGAAUCGAGAGAAUAUGUGGCUGAUAUGCAAAAUUCAACAGCAACUAAUACAGCAAUGAGUUCUAAUAAACAUAUUGAAAAGCAAGAGGAUGACGAUGAUGACGAUGACGAUGCUGCUGAUAUGGAAGAAUUUGAAAGAGAAGGAUUGUUUGAUAAUGAUCCAUUAGAAGCACCAACUACAACGAAAUCUAUAAUAAGUACACAUCCAUCUACAACGACUGCUCAAGACGAUUCAUUAGUCCAAAAUACUUUACAAACUCGAACAUAUGAUUUAAAUAUAACCUAUGAUAAAUACUACCAGACACCUCGUCUAUGGCUAAAUGGUUACGAUGAGUAUCAUAAACCUCUUAAUGUUGAACAAAUGUACGAAGAUAUAAGUCAAGAUCAUGCAAAGAAAACAGUGACAAUGGAACAACAUCCAAAUUUACCCGGUCCGCCCAUGGCAAGCAUACAUCCGUGUCGACAUGCUGAUGUAAUGAAAAAAUUGAUACAAAUGGUCGCAGAAAGUGGAAAUGAAUUAGAAGUACACAUGUAUAUUAUGAUCUUUCUAAAAUUCGUUCAAGCCGUAAUACCGACAGUUGAAUACGAUUAUACCAGACAAUUUACAUUUUAA
Molecule: messenger RNA, 972 nt
Organism: Didymodactylos carnosus
Lineage: Eukaryota; Metazoa; Rotifera; Eurotatoria; Philodinida; Philodinidae
Source: the annotation of a GenBank genome assembly